UUCUUAAAGGAGAGAAUGAUAUCAGCUGAAACACUUGGAAGAAAUGGUGUCGUGCAACGUCGCUGGCACAAUCAGGACACAAAGUUUCAGUAUUUAUGGAACUGCAAAGAGUAUCUAAACAAGGCAUCUCGUAUAAUUCUAGCAACGGAUGCUGAUGCCCCUGGACAAGCUUUAGCGGAAGAACUAGCAAGACGCCUUGGUAAAGAAAGAUGCUGGAGGGUCACUUGGCCAACAAAAACUGGUACUGGAGUUUGCAAGGAUGCAAAUGAGGUACUAUCAUGUAUUUACUUCGCCUAUUUCUUUCGAAGGUCUAAAUGUGGACGAUGUUGAAAGCAUGCUCAAUCU
Messenger RNA from Asparagus officinalis (garden asparagus), 345 nucleotides. RefSeq names its product primase homolog protein-like. The transcript is spliced from 4 exons. NCBI's taxonomy places the organism in Eukaryota, Viridiplantae, Streptophyta, Magnoliopsida, Asparagales, Asparagaceae. The record is from RefSeq and is a predicted model, not a curated record. Bases 16 to 330 code for a protein of 104 amino acids. Gene Ontology annotation, molecular function: single-stranded DNA binding; 5'-3' DNA helicase activity.